Molecule: messenger RNA, 3432 nt
Organism: Scleropages formosus (Asian bonytongue)
Lineage: Eukaryota; Metazoa; Chordata; Actinopteri; Osteoglossiformes; Osteoglossidae
Product: nuclear ubiquitous casein and cyclin-dependent kinase substrate 1-like
Exons: 8
Coding region: 306-1196 (296 amino acids)
Biological process (GO): double-strand break repair via homologous recombination; interstrand cross-link repair
Cellular component (GO): cytoplasm
Molecular function (GO): double-stranded DNA binding; single-stranded DNA binding
Source: RefSeq, a predicted model, not a curated record
UGCAGUUUCAAUUUGUUUUAUUCACCAUUUUGUGUUGGUAGCUGAAGGCAAAUUUAAAUAUAUUCGCAUUCGGAGAUAAUAUAUUUUAAUUUUUCUAUUUUUUUUCUUUAAGCGCGGAAUUUGGGUGUUUUAAAAAAACUUUAAAUACGUCGCUCGAGCUGCUCAGCAAGCUAGUUAGCUUGCUAACUAGCCAGCAGAGACAGACAGACACACACAGACAGACAUUCAAGCUAACGCCGAAAGGAUUAUUUUUCCCCCUUGAAUUCUCCUGUUCACCGUACUUUACAUCUCGGUCAUUCAAGAAAAUGUCGAGACCAGUGAGAAACAGGAAAGUGGUGGAUUAUUCGCAGUUUCAGGAAUCUGAUGAUGCAGAUGAGGAGUAUGGAGGAGACUCAGAUAGACUGAAGAAGGCACGAUCUCCAAAAGAGUCGAAGCACAAAAAGAGUUCAGGGAAGGACUCUCAGGAAGACAGUGACAAUUCUGAGGAUAAGGUCAAAAAUGACGAUUCAGCAGAUGACUUUGGCAGCGAUGAAGACAAUGACUUUGAGGGUGACGAGGAUGGUGGAGACAGCGAUUAUGAUGGCAAGAGGGGCAAAAAGGGCAAGAAAGCCAAGUUUGACAAGUCCAGCAAGCGGGCACAGAAGAGGAAACUAGAUGCAGACGACAGCGACAAUGACGGGGGGGUGAGAAAGAAGGUGCGGCAGGUACGACAAGCAGCCACCAAGGCGGUCUCCAAACAGAGGGAAAUGCUGCUGGAUGAUGGUGGAAGUGAGGAUGAGGAGAAUGAUGAAGAGGAGCAGGCCUACAAUGACAAGGAGUCUGGCAGUGAUGAGGACUUCAUGAUGGAUGACGAUGAUGACAGCGACUACGGACAGUCCAGGAAGAGGAGUAAGAAGGUGGUGAGGAGAAGCAAGCCGGAAAAAAAGGCAGCCAAACCAAGGCUAAAAGCCACAGUGACACCCAGCCAAACAAAGAGUAAGGGCAAAGGACGACCCAGCGCGAGUAAGACAGUGGAAAAGGCCUUGCCUAAAGAAGAAGAGGAGGAAGAGGAGGACGAGGAGGAUGCCCCAGGGAGUUCUCAGGAGGAAGAGGAGCCCGUGGCAAAGAAGGAUUCCCCUGCUCGCAAGAAAACUGCUGAGGUGCCUGACGAAGAGGAAGAUGUGUCGGAGGAAGAAGCACAGUCAGGGGAAGACUAACUGUGUCCGGCCGAGUCGUGUUACGUUUGCUCUUCGCUGUUUUUGGUUUUUCCAAGUUUUUAUUUUUUCCCUUUUUUUCUAAGAGCUUUGGAUUUAACUUUACAUGUUGGCCUGGCUCAACUGUUUAAACAUUUAUUUUGACUCAUAGGCCCCAAAUUUGACAGGACUUUAGGUACAAGUAGAACAAGCGCAUGUUUUUCAAGUGUGUGUCUGUCUGGUCUGAGAGUGAGAGAGUAAGCAGGCACGCAUGGUUUCAUGAUCCAACUUACCAGAGUCCACACCCUCAUCCAUAUGGCCCAAAUAGUGAGAUUCUUGCUCAUUUUAAUUUCUUUCCUCAGUGUUAAAAUUGAGAGAGUGUUUUCUGUGUCAAGUGACAGACUUCAAGGUCAGAGAAAAAAAUUUGCAUAGGCUCAUGAACUUGCAUGGUUACAGAAAGGUUUUCCUCCUCAUUGCAGGGCUACAAUAUCUUGAAUUAUGAUCAGUUUUUAAAUGUAUGCUCAAAGGUUUUUUUUAAAUAGUACCUUUAUUUUCCAAAUAAUUCAUAACUUUUAAAGUUGCCUGAAGUUAAAAUUAAUUUUUUGUAAUCGAGGGUGAAAGUGUGUGUGUUUUGGGUCCUGUGUGUGUUUUGGGUCCUAUUUUAGCUAUUUCUGCAUUGGUUGUGCUGGACAGUUUAAUCCAAAAGUGAGACAAAGUGUGCAAUACUGCUGUUUUGAAAUUAUCCAUAAACAGACUAAUUGUUUUGAAACAUUUUAAAGGCUUAAGUGCACAUCUUUAGAUUCGUCAGGAUGUUUUACACAAAUUCUUUACAAAUGUUAAGGUUUCAUGUUGCUGUUUUGCCUAUAUUCUGUAGCCAUGUUGAGAGCCAUGUAGUGUUUUGCUCCCUGUCUGGUCACUGGCUGACACCCAAAGUUAGUGUGCGCAAGAGCAAAGUAUGAUUAUCAGUGUGGCUUGGACAACUCAUAUGGUAGGAUAUUUGGGUGUGUGAGACUUCAGCUUUAACCCCCUGUACAGUUGUGGCCCAGUAGUCUCAUGCAAACAGCUGUAUUGAAUGAGUGAGUGAAUGAGGUUAUUACAGGUAGAUCUUUUUGUUUGCAAGAGGGCUGGGGAGAUUGAUUAUAUAUUUAAGCUUUGGGAUGCUUGUAUGUUGUGUGUUUUAUGACUACGAGCCCUGUGCUGUAUUGAAAAGGCAUUGUCACUGUUCCUAAUGUGCGAUGAAGAAGCAUCCCCUGCAUUUCAGUCAUUUCUGCCAGGCUUGUUUCCCCCCCUUUUUUUUUUUCUUUUUUUUUCCCCCCCCUCUUAUUUAGAUUUCAGAAUUCAGAAAUGUCUUUCUUUCCUCUGCACAAGUUUUUGUAAUUUUUUAUUAAAACGAUAAAAUGUACCUUGAUUUUAAAAAAAAAAAAAAAAAAAAAAUCAUCUCGGGGAAAAAAGUUGGAAUAGGGUAUUGCGUGACGGAGGCCAAUGAAAGGUUCACCUCAGUUGUUAUGUGGUUUCUGAUUUGUCAAAGCCAUUCCAUUCCAGUCCUUAAUCUGUUACAAAGCUGAACUGAAUCCUUGCAGUGGGCUCUGAAUUUACUUGUUAAGAGGGCUUCUGUCUUUGGGGGGGGGGGGGGUUUAGCUGCUCAGGCUGGCAGUGUUCAGCUAAAUACUAACAGCAAAGAGUUACUCUGCCUCACCUGUUACGGGAUCCCUAACAUGCCACUAAGUACACUGUGACGACUGCGCAUAUAAGCACCCUGUUAACUGAGAGGAGUAUUGGGGAAAAAUGGUCUGCGAACAGUUCAUUCAUGUUUGAGUAAGCGUUCCAAAAUGGCUUGUGCUUUAAUUUAGAAUUGGGAUUACUAAUUAACCCUCUCAGGGCCAAAUUCAUACUAGCAGUAGGAAGAAAUUUAUACCAGCUGAUAAUUUGCAGCAUUGCCUAAAGAGGGUUAAACCUACAAUGUACAACAUCAGUUUUCUGUUGUAGCCCAGUGGUGUGUUUUUUUUUUUUUUAUAAAUGGGAGUUGUUUUCCAGUGUGAAGGCAGAUAACUGAAUCAAUGGGUCUUUACAGAUAAAAUAUGAAAUUGAUUGUAUACCCUAAAGCUACCCUCUCCCAUGUAAUCAUCCUUCAUAGAAAUUAUUUAUACAACAAUGUGAAACUUGUACUUGGACACUGCUGAUGGAGCUUUGACCGCAUUGAUGUGGCACAGUGCACCGCUUGCCCUGUUCAAGUGUGUGUCCAAUAAAAUGUAUUUUGUUA